This is a messenger RNA of Naumovozyma castellii, 309 nucleotides long. RefSeq lists its product as uncharacterized. The record is from RefSeq and is a predicted model, not a curated record. The transcript has a single exon. Lineage: Eukaryota; Fungi; Ascomycota; Saccharomycetes; Saccharomycetales; Saccharomycetaceae. The coding region runs from base 1 to 309 and encodes 102 amino acids.
AUGGACCCUUCAGAACAGCAUUUACAACAAUACCCACCAUUAUACCCUCCUGUUCCUCCUGUUCCUCCUCUUCCGCCUUCAUCGCAACAACAGAAGUUCAUAUACAGAAGACCAUCAAGACAAUGCCCCAUUUGUGGCAAAAUAGUCACAAGAUCAAGUUCCUUGCAAACGCAUAUGUUGGUUCAUACGGGCGAUAGACCGUUUAAAUGUAAAUGGUUGAACUGUGGGAAGACUUUUAACGUGAAAAGUAAUAUGAAUAGACAUUACAAGCUGCAUUUGAAGCAACAGCAGCAACAAUCGAAGCCAUGA